Oryza brachyantha (malo sina) is the source of this 1363-nucleotide messenger RNA. RefSeq lists its product as uncharacterized. Lineage: Eukaryota; Viridiplantae; Streptophyta; Magnoliopsida; Poales; Poaceae. Bases 108 to 1049 code for a protein of 313 amino acids. The record is from RefSeq and is a predicted model, not a curated record. The transcript has 9 exons.
CGUGGUAACGAGUUGCCCCUUGUUCCUUUCUGGUUGUUCCCGAAGAAGCGAGCGAAGAAUCUGAAGUCGCCAAUCCCAGGAAGAUCCCUGCUUCCCCCGUUGCCAAGAUGGCGGCUGCCUGGGCGGCGGUGGCCGUGAUGCUGCUCCUUGCGCGGGUCUCAGCCGCGGCUCCGGUGACGGGUCCUGCCUUCCUCUGGGCGCCAAGCAACUACGGAUUCUCUUCUGAUGAGACUAAAGAAAUAGUCCACUAUCAGACAGUAUCCCUGAAGAGCUUAGCGAAAUCUGUUCUUGAGGAAGGUGGUUGGUCAAACUUGGUGUGUUCAGAGGAGGAUCGUGAAAAGAGUGUCGAUGUUGCAGUUCUUUUUCUUGGAUCAAAGCUACAAUCAUCUGACAUCUCUAGAGAUAAGCAAGUUGAUCCAACUUUAGCAGACACAUUGAAGAACUCCUUCACAAGUUCCGAGUUUUCCAUGGCAUUCCCCUACGUUGCCAUGUCAAAUGAUGAGAAAUUGGAGAAGUCAUUGCUAUCUGGGUUUGCUGAGAAUUGUAACAAUGGUUUUGGAGAUAAUCAUAUCACCUACACAGACACCUGUUCUGUAAGUGAAGAUCUGAAGAAACAUCACAACAUGGAUUCUAUCCAUGAAUUGGUAACAUCACAAAUUGAAAAGAAUCCGAGUGGAAAGACUGAACUAGUUGUCUUCUGUGGCGGUGGUUUCAAGGAUUUAGAUCAGACAAAAUCAGAAGGGGAGUUGCUUUCUGAAAUGGUUACUCUGCUGAAGAAAUCUGGGGCAAAAUAUACAAUUCUUUAUGCUUCUCAACCCUAUGGUUUGCUAGAGAACCCCUCAAACCUGCCGUUAGGCAGGUAUCUUGCAGAGAAGACCAAUACUACUAAACCUGGCCGUGGAAAAUGUGAUGGGGAGUGCUUAGUAAAAUCAACUCUGCUGGAAGGAAGCUUUGUUGGAAUAGUCUUGUUAAUCAUCUUGAUAUCAGGACUCAAAUGUAUGAUGGGAAUUGAUACCCCUUCAAAGUUUGAGGCUCCCCAGGAAUCGUAAGCCCAAUUUAAAGCAGAUCUGAAUGGAAGCUCAAGGACUAGGGGAAAAUUUAAUAGCUGAUGUAGCAGAUCUGUAUUGUGCAUAUAGUAAGUUUCCUACAUGAUGCCUUAUGUAUUUUAAUGAGAAAGCUUCGCACAGUUUGCAGUCAAUUUUUGGUGGAAUAUUACAUUUCAAUACGUACAAGUGCAAGUCUUGGAUUGUACCAUAUAACACUGCCUCCAGUGUUUUCUGUGUGAAUAAGCUGGAAUUCAGUACUCCGAGUAGCCAAUAAGAUGUUACAGUUCAUUGAAUAAAACCGUGCGAUUCAUUUCAUA